Molecule: messenger RNA, 2404 nt
Organism: Melanaphis sacchari
Lineage: Eukaryota; Metazoa; Arthropoda; Insecta; Hemiptera; Aphididae
Gene: Nha1
Product: sodium/hydrogen exchanger 9B1
Exons: 10
Coding region: 16-1965 (649 amino acids)
Biological process (GO): proton transmembrane transport
Cellular component (GO): membrane
Molecular function (GO): antiporter activity
Source: RefSeq, a predicted model, not a curated record
GUAUGAUACGAUAAAAUGGCUGGUGUGUACAUCCGGAGACACGGAAGUGUCUUUGUCGAAUCGCCGUCGUCGUCGUCGGCCGUACAUUCACAAAAUCAGAAGACUCUGGCGGCGGCGACAUUGCGAUGGCGGUCCGACUCGUACCAAGUGAACCGUCCCUGCAACAGCGACGAUCCGUCCGCCAAUAAUCCGCGGCCGGCUGAGCCCGGGGCAGCCGUUGAGCUCACGAAGCUCAGUCACAACUGUACCGCACAUGAAGACGACCUGCAGUCACCUCACCAUUAUCAGAAAGGAUUUAUUUCUGUGAUCAGUGAAAAUAAAAAAUCAAUUACAUUUCAAAACAAUAACGAGUCAUCAUCAAGUAUAGAGUUCUCCUGGUGGUAUAUAUUCUGUCUGAAAUGUCGCCAGAAGGAAGUGGGGCCCGGAUGGGAACCAGGAUGCUGGUCGAAGACGUGCCCACACCCGUACUGCCCGUCGUUCCGGCACGUGGCCCGGAUUCUUGCGCUGCUCGUCACUGUCUCGCUGUUCUGGGGUGUGGUGCUGGUCGUUAUGGGUUCGGACGCCAAGCCGGGCGGACAACUGUUCAACAUCGCCGUGCUAGUGGUGUUCGCGUACCUGGGCGGAUGGGUGUUCCGCAUGCUCACUUUACCCGCACUUGUUGGCAUGCUCUUGGUCGGCAUAAUCUACAAGAACAUCGGUCUCAUCAACAUAGAAGGUCAUUACACCGAGCUUGUGUCCAUGUUGAGAAAAAUUGCAUUAGUGGUGAUAUUUACAAGGGCAGGAUUGGACUUGGACCCAGUAGCAUUGAAAAAACUAUACUGUAGAGUGUUGUUCCUUGCUCUCAUUCCGUGGUGUACCGAAGCAGCCGUAAUCGCGACGACCGUUCACUAUUUAUUAGAUCUUCCGUGGCCAUUCGCUAUACUUUGUGGAUCAAUCAUCGCUGCUGUGGCACCAGCUGUAGUUGUGCCUUGUCUUUUUCGCUUGAGAACGAAGGGCUAUGGUGUGGCCAAAGGAAUCCCGACGUUGAUCAUAGCAGUCGCUGGGAUUGACGACGCUGCAUCUGUCAUAGCUUUUGGAGUUGGCACCAGUAUGCUUUUUGGAUCAAAUUCAGUUACUUAUGAUUUAUUGUUAAGUCCAGUGUCAAUAGCAGCUGGGAUAUUGUACGGUUUAGUUUGGGGUUUUAUUGUUAAAUACGUUCCAGAGCGAAGUGAUCCUUAUGUGGUUCCACUGCGCAUUUUAAUGCUGUCUGGAGGUGGAUUGUUAGCUGUACUAGGUUUUGAACGUACAAGUUUAGAAGGUGCCGGUCCAUUAGCCGUGAUCAUUUCAUCGUUCACUUCAAUUUAUUUUUGGACUAAACAAGGGUGGAAUAUUGAAGAUAACCCAGUAGCCACGGCUUUUGAAAUAUUUUGGAUGAUUUGCGAGCCAAUACUAUUUGGAUUGACAGGCACACAAAUUGUACUCAAAGAACUUGACCUGAAAUUCGUAACAGUAACCGUUAUGUGUGUCGCCAUCGCUUUUGUGUCACGGAUUUUUAUAACGAUCAUAGCAGCGUCUGGGAGUUCUUUGAAUUUUAAGGAAAAACUGUUUAUCGCGUUAUCAUGGAUGGCCAAAGCAUCUGUUCAAGCCGCUUUGGGACCAGCCGUACUGGAGGUUGCUGAAAACAACAAAAAUUCGGAGCACAUCGCCUACUCCCGAAUGAUCGUGAUGGUGUGUAUCAUUUCCAUCCUGUUGACCGCCCCGGCGGGCGCGAUUAUCGUCUCGCUGUCCGGCCCCAAGUUGCUGACCAAGGCCAAGCCCAGUAAUGAACAGUGGCGCCGCGGACCGAGACCGUCGAUCCGCGACAUCACGCUAAACAGCGAGGACGAGGAAAACGGCACAAGUGUGAGCAACGACCAGGUGCAGGAGUGCAGCAGUGACCUGGCAAACGCGGUAUGCACGCCCGAGGAUCGGAGCGACAAGAUUUAAGUACCACGGCCACGAGAAAAUAACACUUGAAAAAAAUCGAAUUCAUCUUGUCACUAUUACGUGUUUACUUACAUCGCAACAACACGUGUAUAAUAUUAAACGUAUUAUAUAGAUUACGUGGCUGUAGAUGAAUCUCGAUUUCCGAUUUUCGGAUCGGACGUUUUUGUUUUUAAUUUUUAUAAUUCCCCUGUACUACGUAUAUUAUACCUAGUGCUACCUAAACUAGUCUAUAUAAUGCUUUUGUGACGAUGUUUCAUAUUUUAUAGACGGAUUAUAUAGUGUUCAUUAUGGUUUAAAAUUCAAAUAUUUUAUGUGGUAUAAUUUAUGUUCGCGUAAUACUGGAUACAUAUAGCUAUAGGUACUUUAAUUUAUUUCCCCCUACCCCGUUCCGUAAAAUUAUUCAGCUUUUCGUUAUUUAUUUUAAAUAUUUUUAAUUUAU